This is a messenger RNA of Capsicum annuum, 914 nucleotides long. RefSeq names its product probable acetyl-CoA acetyltransferase, cytosolic 2. Lineage: Eukaryota; Viridiplantae; Streptophyta; Magnoliopsida; Solanales; Solanaceae. The record is from RefSeq and is a predicted model, not a curated record. Gene Ontology annotation, molecular function: acetyl-CoA C-acetyltransferase activity. Gene Ontology annotation, biological process: fatty acid beta-oxidation.
CUAGUGUUUUUGCCUCACUAGGGACUUGAGACCUCAGGAUUCUGAAUCCACUUCAUUCAGUACUAGGCUACACCUUGGGUGCCAUAAAGAUCUGAUUUUUAACACCAAAUGUUUUAGUUUGGGGAUUGCUGCAUAUAUCAGUUUAACAAAAUGUUUGAAAUUUCAGAUGUAUGCAUUGUGGGUGUUGCUCGAACGCCUAUGGGUGGUUUCCUUGGUUCUCUCUCGUCUUUGUCUGCUACAGAGCUUGGUUCUUUAGCAAUCCGAGCUGCUCUUAAGAGAGCAAAUGUAGACCCGUCCCUUGUUCAAGAAGUUUUCUUUGGAAAUGUUCUCAGUGCAAACUUAGGUCAAGCCCCUGCUAGACAGGCUGCCUUAGGAGCUGGUUUACCUAAUUCAGUGAUUUGCACGACCAUUAACAAAGUGUGUUCUUCAGGACUUAAAGCUACAAUGAUUGCAGCACAGACUAUACAAUCAGGAACCAAUGAUAUCGUUGUGUCUGGUGGCAUGGAAAGCAUGUCUAAUGUACCAAAAUACCUGCCUCAAGCAAGAAAGGGGUCCCGGCUUGGGCAUGAUACUGUAGUUGAUGGUAUGACGAAAGAUGGACUCUGGGAUGUGUAUAAUGAUUUCGGGAUGGGCGUCUGUGGAGAACUAUGUGCUGAUCAGUUUAAAAUCACAAGAGAAGAGCAGGAUUCUUAUGCUAUUCAAAGCUUUGAGCGAGGAAUUGCUGCACAGCGUAGUGGUGCGUUUGCAUGGGAAAUAGUUCCGGUAGAAAUUUCUGGUGGAAGAGGAAAACCAUCUAGGAUUGUUGAUAAAGAUGAAGGUUUGAUAAAGUUUGAUGCCUCCAGACUAAGAAAGCUUAGACCAAGUUUCAAGGAGAACGGAGGUUCUAUUACUGCAGGCAAUGCUUCCAUUAUUAG